AAUAUAAUCAGCUCUCGGAGAGGCUUGCGAUCGCUUGGUCGAUCCUUUUACUCGCUACCCGCUUACUGCAAACGCGACAAAAUACCGCGUGCCAAUCAACACACGGACAGGUCAUUCCUGCCACACACGACGUAAACAUUAGAACGAGCUCAGUUCUAUGUUCUUCAUCAGUUUUACCGUAAAGUUAGUUGGAUCAUUACAGAAAGAUUAAUUUUUAACACAAUUCCAUGCCAAAAUUAUGGAAUCCAGUGACUUUCUCAAUUGUGCUUUCAGAGUGAAAGAAGAACCUUUUGAUGUAUCGCUGAUCGAAAAUAAUUAUGGAAUGAUAGACGAAAAACCCAAUCUUGAAACCUUCCAACCCUUACCGUAUCUGCGAGAAAAUUCAGUAAAUUUCGAUACCCUUCGAAAAUGUGACUUGAAUCAUAAAAGUGAAUUUGAUGAGAACGUGGAAAUCGUUGCUGAAUGUGAAGACGUCAAGCCCAACAUUAGUUCAUUAAAAGUUCAAAAAAUUAAUAAUGAUUUUCAAAAUCACUUGCAAAAUUUACGAUGGAGCGAUGAUUGUAAAACUGAAAACAUAAUUAAUAUAGAACCCAUAGAUGAAGUUAAACAGGAAUAUUUUAAUGACGAUGCUGAUAAAUUGAAUUUGAAUCUCGACUAUGAUUCUAUCAAACAAAAUAAAAAAAGAAGAAUCGCAAAAAAGUUUAAAAACGAAUAUAGACCCAAAUCACACAUUGUUGCAGGGCAUAGCGAUACAACCUACGCAUGUGAAGUUUGCGGAAAGAAAUUUUCAAGUAAGGGUAAUCUGAAAAAGCAUGUAGAAUCAUCGCAUCUUCGUAUUACCCACUCAUGUGAUGUAUGUGGCAAGACAUUUUCACUAAAAGAAAAUCUCAAAAGACACAUCGAUUCGAUGCACGAUAAUAUUACCCAUACGUGUGAUAUAUGUGGCAAGACAUUUACACAAAAAGGUCAUCUCAAAGUCCACAUCGAUACGUCGCACUAUAGUAUCACUCAUGUAUGUGAUAUUUGUGGAAAGACAUUCAAACAUAAGAGCAGUUUCAAGACCCACAUAGAUGCGAUUCAUAAUGAUAUCAAAUAUACAUGUGGUAUUUGCGCAAAGGUAUUUCCACGAAAGAGUAAUCUGAAAGCACACAUCGAUUGGGUGCAUAAUAGUAAACAUUCAUGUGAUACUUGCGGAAAAAAAUUUACAGAGAAAAGUAGUCUCAAAGUUCACAUUGUUGCGAAGCAUAGUGGCGUUACACAAAAAUGUGAUAUUUGCGGUAAUAAAUACACUCGCAAAUCUAGUCUUCAGAGGCACCUUAGUAGGGUGCACAAUGGUAUCAUAGGUACAUAUGAUGUAUGUAGAAAGUCAUUUACACACGAGAAAUAUCUCAAAAAUCAAAUCAAUGCGAUGCCUAACGUAUUCGUGGCAUAUGAGUAAUUCCUCUAUACAUUUAAAAUAAGUAUUCUAAAAAAAUUAACACAAAAAUGUAGGCAUUUCCUGCUAAGUAUGGAUUUUUCUUGUUGUUUAGGAAAAUAUUUUAACUGAAAAAAGGCCGUUACUCCUUUUUUUAAAAUUGCCAUUUUUAAAAUUUUUAACGUGUAAAAAAAAAUACAUUUUUUAUUAGAAUUUGCUUAGUGAUUUACCGCACCGCUUACAAAUUUUAAAUCACGUACAGGGUAGUCAAUUUCAAAGACACAUACUGGUUCGCGUAUAAAAAAAUAUUACCUAGACAACUACGUACAAAAAAUGAAUCGUCUUUUACAAGAUAUACGUAAAAUAUGCGAGAAACUCUUUUUUGAAAACAUUUACUUCGUUCAGAAAACGUCUUAAAAAGGUUUCAAAAAAUAACUAUACCUUUUUCUAAAAUAAAUUUUUCGAAAGUAAAUUAAAAAAUGAAGAACUUUUGAAAAUUUCAAGUCAAUACAAUGAUCGUUUUCUUUUGUACAGCUAAUAACAAAUUUUUUUUUGUUAAAAGUACAAUUUUGGUCAUAAGAGUAAAAUAUAUUUCCAACUGCACCAGACUCGGAAGACUUUUAUAGAAUAUUUUUAUAAAAUAGUUAUAUGCCUAAAAAUGUCCAAUAAAGACUUGAAUAAAUUUUCAAGGGUGUUUGACAUAAAUAAUCUGAGUUAUACGCGAGUUGGUCCGAUUUUAAAAGUAAGGAGGAAUUACUUAUAUGUGGAAAAACAUUUAUGCGAAAGGAUUAUGUAAAAACCCGCAUCAAUAAGAUACAUCACUUACGUAUCACAAAUUAACAAAAUGUACUAGAAAACUAGUGUACAUACGAGAUUAACUUAACAAUUUACAUGAUGAUUCCCUCCAAUUUCAUCUCAUUAUGUAAAAACAAUGUUUAAGCUGUAAAAGAAAGUAAUAAAU
This is a messenger RNA of Trichogramma pretiosum, 2375 nucleotides long. Its product is annotated as zinc finger protein 836-like. Gene Ontology annotation, molecular function: DNA-binding transcription factor activity, RNA polymerase II-specific; RNA polymerase II transcription regulatory region sequence-specific DNA binding. Gene Ontology annotation, biological process: regulation of transcription by RNA polymerase II. Gene Ontology annotation, cellular component: nucleus. The transcript is spliced from 4 exons. NCBI's taxonomy places the organism in Eukaryota, Metazoa, Arthropoda, Insecta, Hymenoptera, Trichogrammatidae. The record is from RefSeq and is a predicted model, not a curated record. Bases 239 to 1438 code for a protein of 399 amino acids.